AUGGAAGAUUAUUCUGCUAUCGAUUGCGCUUCUUCACUAUGCAUUCCCAUCCCUGGUCCCGGAGGCAAGACUAAAGCAGCUCUUUGCUCCGAGAUCAAAGCGAUCAUGUUCGAGAAUGGCAUUACCAACCGGAGCAACAGUAGCAUUCGUGACAAGAUCCAGUACUUGCAUGACAAGUUCAGAAAAACCAGUAAUUAUGUCAAUGGAGUAAAGCAAAGGAUGUUGGACGAUCUACACGAAGACGGCCUGUCUGAAGAUGAAGCUAUUAAGGAAUUUGAAAGGAAUGUAAAAUUUAAAUUCCGUUAUUACUAUGAUCUCAAGGGUGUAAUGGGUAGCAGCCCAUUAAUUACAUCUUCAUUCUCAAUGUCUAAUUGCAAUGGCAUUGAGGGUGCUCAGAAGGCACUGAACAACUAUUUGUGGUCCAAAGAGUUUUUUGCACUUUCUCAAAAUCCCCAAAGACCUCCAAAACGUGCUCGAAGAACUGUAGAACCGAGAAUUCUCGAGAUCAUAGAAGAGCCGACCAGAGCGAAUCAUCGAAAUUCUGAUUAUAUGCAACAGAAACUCAAAUAUGAAAAGGAGUUUAAUGAGAGACAGCUGUGUGAACAAAUGAAAAUACACCAGAGUCGGAUGGAUCACCAGAAGGCUGUACACGAUGACAAUAUUCUGAUCGAAAAUAAAAGGUUGGAAAUCGAAGCUAAAAUAGUGGAGAACAAUCUUUUACAGACCAAGAUUCAGUACAUGCAGAAGUUGGAGGAUUCGGGACUAUCCAAAGAGCAGAUCGCAAACCACUUGAGUAAAAUGCUUUAA
Messenger RNA from Phycomyces blakesleeanus NRRL 1555(-), 807 nucleotides. RefSeq lists its product as hypothetical. Bases 1 to 807 code for a protein of 268 amino acids. The transcript is spliced from 4 exons. NCBI's taxonomy places the organism in Eukaryota, Fungi, Mucoromycota, Mucoromycetes, Mucorales, Phycomycetaceae. The record is from RefSeq and is a predicted model, not a curated record.